AGCUGUUUUUCAUCAUGGAGUUUGUGGCAGGAGGCAGUUUAAGAACCCACCUGAUGAGGAGCAAGCACUUUGAUCUACAGACAACCAAGUUCUACGCUGCUUGUAUAACGCUUGGUUUAGAAGGAAUUCACAGCAAGGACGUCAUACACAGAGAUUUAAAGCCGGGGAAUCUACUAAUGGAUCAAGACGGCUACAUCAAGAUCGCCGAUUUUGGGAUGAGCAAAACUGGCAUUGGAUAUGGAGACCGCACCAACACCAUGGUUGGGAGUCCUGCUUAUAUGGCGCCCGAAGUCGUGAUGGAGGAGGAGUACUCAAGAGCCGUCGACUGGUGGGCUCUUGGCGUCAUCGUUUAUGAGAUGCUCCUCGGAACGAGACCUUUCACCGGAUACGACAGGGACUUUAUAUACGAUUCCAUCGUGGAGGAUGAGCCACAGUACCCCUCAUCCCUGGACUCCGAAGCAGUAAGCUUCAUAUCACAGCUGUUGAAGAAGAAUCCUGAGGAGAGGCUAGGUUCCACCCCGGGGAAUGCCGCAGAUGUAGCAGAACAUCCAUUCUUUAAUGGCAUUGUCUGGGAUGAUAUUAUCGAGAAGAACGUAACAGCUCCGUUCGUACCCAGCCUAAAUGGACCGGAGGAUGUGGGGUAUUUCGAUGAGGAGUUCACCAAACUGUCAGCGAAUCUGACCCAGCCCAAGGACCCCCUGCUGAGAUGGCAAGCGAGAUCGAUGAAGCCUUUCUGGACUUUAACUAUGCAGCAUUUUAAGUCCAAAGGGGAUGAUGGGCUGGAGUUGGGAAAAUGCACCACCUGACAGCUCCACCAGGUAAGAGUACCCCAAUUCCACCAGCAGUGCCUUCUCUACCAUAGCAUUACCAACAAUGUCUCUUCUGCCUCCCUUUCCACUAUAAUACCAUCAGCAGUGCCUCCCCUUUCCUUCUACUGUAAUACCAUCAGCAGUG
Molecule: messenger RNA, 954 nt
Organism: Xenopus laevis (African clawed frog)
Lineage: Eukaryota; Metazoa; Chordata; Amphibia; Anura; Pipidae
Product: serine/threonine-protein kinase N2-like
Exons: 8
Coding region: 15-806 (263 amino acids)
Source: RefSeq, a predicted model, not a curated record